Molecule: messenger RNA, 2423 nt
Organism: Rhododendron vialii
Lineage: Eukaryota; Viridiplantae; Streptophyta; Magnoliopsida; Ericales; Ericaceae
Product: MDIS1-interacting receptor like kinase 2-like
Exons: 3
Coding region: 152-2212 (686 amino acids)
Biological process (GO): protein phosphorylation
Molecular function (GO): protein binding; ATP binding; protein kinase activity
Source: RefSeq, a predicted model, not a curated record
AAUGGAUCAGAGUCUGCAAUCCAAGACUUCCACACAUUUAGCAAACUGAACUUGCUUCGAUAAAUACCUCUCGUUUCAAUUAAAGCUGCCCAUCCCACAACUGCCUUUCAUAGCUUUUCCUUGUUAAGAAAAGAAAAAAGAAAAUCCAAAAAUGACGUCCUUUCCAGCUAACACACAUUCAAACCAGUUCUUUUCAUUCCAAAUCUUGCUUCUCUUCUUCAUCAUCCUUUCAUUGGUCUUUCCUUUUCAUUGCACUGCCUUUUCUUCUUCUGCAACUGGGAAAGAAGUUGGAGAAGGGAUGGAAGCGGCGGCUCUCUUGGCAUGGAAAGCUAGCCUUGACAACCAAAGCCAAUCUCUCCUGCCAUCGUGGGUGGUCGGAAGCAACCACUGUGAUUGGAUUGGAGUUGGCUGCAAAAUGGCUGGCAGAGUCAUCACUCAUAUCGACCUUAAGAGUUAUGGUUUGAGAGGAAGGAUACCGCCUGCAUUGGUAGAGGCGACUCAACUAUCUAGAAUUGAUCUCUCUUCAAAUCAUCUAGUUGGACAGAUCCCAAAGAAGUUUGGAAGUUUGGUUUCAUUGUUCGUCCUUAAGUUGAAUGAUAAUCAACUAUCUGGUAACAUUCCUCCAGAACUCGGCCGCCUUGCAAACUUAGAGACUUUAAAUUUGGCAACUAACAAAUUAAGUGGCUCAAUCCCUGGAGAGUUAGGGCAUUGCAUAAGGCUAUUAAACUUGAGUUUGAGCAAUAAUAGACUUGGGGAAAACAUUCCUUUGGAUCUAAGUCAACUCCAUGGCCUUGAAAGUCUUGAUUUGGCUGAGAACUUGUUAUCAGGUAAAAUACCAGAGCAGAUAGGAGCACUGCAAAGGUUAGAAACGCUAAAUCUCUCGCACAAUGAGCUCUCGGGUUUCAUACCAUCUUCUUUUGAUAGUAUGUUAGCUCUUUCAUCAGUUGAUAUAUCCUACAAUAAACUAGAGGGUCCUCUACCCCACAUCAAAGCCUUUCGAGAAGCUCCAUUGAAUUCAAUCCGAGGUAAUAAAGGUUUAUGUGGUAAUGCUACUGGUUUGAAGGCGUGCCAACUUCAUGGGGUUUGUAGAAAGAAGGAAAAGAAAUUGAUGUUACCAACCGUACUUCCUAUCUUUGGAUUUCUACUUCUUUCCCUCAUGGCUCUCGGAUUUUUCUUGUCUUUUCAUAAGAACGUCAAGUGCACAACAAAAGAGCCAACACAAGUUAAUAAUGAAAAUCUUUUUGCAAUAGCGAUUUAUGAUGGGAAAGUGGUGUAUGAAAGCGUCAUUGAAGCAACUGAGAACUUCAGUGCCAAAUACUGCAUUGGGGAAGGAGGAUAUGGUACUGUUUAUAGAGCUACCUUGUCAAAUGGUCAAGUCGUUGCUGUGAAGAAACUCCACGAAUCAUCUGAUGGUGACUUGGUUAAUCAAAAGGGCUUUAUGAGCGAGAUCAGUACAUUAACCGAGAUAAGGCACCGCAACAUUGUAAAGCUUUAUGGAUAUUGCUCACAUCCAAGACACUCAUUUUUGGUUUACGAGUUCUUGCAAGGUGGAAGCUUGGAAAAGGUAUUGGGCUCCAAGGAAGAAGUUGUAGAGUUGAAUUGGAACAGAAGAGUGGAUGUUCUUGAGAGUUUGGCCAAUGCUCUAUCUUAUAUGCACCAUGAUUGUUCGCCUCCAAUCAUUCAUCGUGACAUAUCAAGCAAAAAUAUUUUGUUUGAUUUGGAGUAUGUGGCUCACAUCUCUGAUUUCGGGACGGCUAGAUUUAUGAAGACUGACUCUUCCAAUUGGACUUCGUUUGCAGGAACCUUUGGAUAUGUUGCUCCCGAACUUGCAUAUACAAUGGAAGUGAAUGAGAAGUGUGACGUAUACAGUUUUGGGGUUCUGGCACUGGAAGUGAUUAUGGGGAAGCAUCCAGGUGAUCUCAUCUCGCUUCUAUCAUCAUCAUGUUCAUCGUCAUCGUCAUCAUCAAGUGGACAUGGGAUUUUAUUGAAGGAAGUCUUGGACCAACGCCUAUCGCCUCCUACAAAUCAAGUGGCAGAACAAGUAGCGGUUGCUGCGAAAUUAGCAUUCGCAUGUUUGAACGCCAGUCCAAUGUCUCGACCAACCAUGCACCAAGUUGCUAGGAAGCUGUCAAAUCGGAGGCCGUCUCUGCAAAAUGAGUUCCACCUGCUUACGCUAGGAGAACUCCUUGAUACCAACUGCUUCACUUCUUGAGUUUCCUUCGAAUUCAGCCCUUGUGGAUUUUCCUCAACCCUCCAUUUUUUUUACUGGGAUUGUUCAAUUUCACUUUUGUAUGGCCUGCUUUCUACGAUCUUUUGUGCUUUGUUGAUGUUGAUGUUGAUUUCAGAUACGAAUCGUGUGAUGUAAAAUAGACUUUCAUCCCAAAAAUAAAUGACAUGUAGAAGGAAAGAAAUCCAACUUUUAA